ACAAAGAGCAGGUCUGGAUUGUGCAAUGGCGACAAGGCAUGAGAACAAACUAAAGAAGAGAAUGUGCUGGAGGAGUGAGAUCUGCUCUCUGAUCUUGGGAUGGUGUUGUCUCCUUCUGCUACCCAUGAUUGCUCAGGCAUUGAAUCUGGAUGCAGAAAACCCAAAAGUCAUCCCUGGACCCAAUGGAAGCUACUUUGGGUUUUCCUUGGAUUUCCACCAGGAUAAAAAAGAAGGGAUGAACAUCUUAGUAGGGGCUCCAAAACUGCAAACAACUCAACCUGGUGUAAAUAAGAGUGGCGGUGUGUUCCUGUGCCCUUGGAGUACUAAAACUCCAAACUGUAAUUCCGUAGCUUUUGACAAUUUAGGGGAUGAGACCUUUUAUGAGAAUGAUGUCCACAUGAAGAUCUUUAAAUCUAACCAGUGGUUUGGUGCUACAGUCAGAAGCUGGAAGUCAAAUAUAGUGGCAUGUGCUCCUUUCCAGAGCUGGAACAUCACUGAUUCCAUUACAGGACAGGAGUCUGGUGUCACCCCAACAGGGUCCUGCUAUGUAACUGGUAACCUGAAGGAUUUCCAUGAAUUUGCUCCAUGCCGCGAUGUCAAAACCGAACCUUCCUUAUUAAGCUCGUCUUACAUGUAUGAUAAAAGAUUUUGUGAGAUUGGCUUUAGUGCAGAAGUAACAAAGGAUGGGACACUGCUAGUUGGGGCCCCAGGCGGGUAUUUUUUAUCAGGACUAAUUUCUACAGUGAAACUCUCCUUUAUACUGAAUGACUACAAUGGCCGCCAAGCACUGAAAAAGUACACCAGUGAACAGAUCUCAUUGGAUACCUCAGGCAGUGAUAGUGCAUACACAGGGUUCUCCGUUGCUAUAGGAGAGUUUACAGACGACAGUACCCCAGAAUUUGUUGUAGGAAGUCCAAAUUUUUUUAAAACAGAGGGCAUUGUUACAAUUCACAGGAACUUUGAAUUAACGAGAAGCAUUUACAGUUUCAAAGGACAGCAGGUUGCCUCAUAUUUUGGUUACUCUGUGGCUGUUGCUGACAUAAACAAUGAUAGGAUGGAUGAUGUAUUGGUUGGAGCACCUCUUUUUAUAGAGCGCCGAUCAGGUGGAAAGCUGCAGGAGGUUGGCCGAGUCUUUAUUUAUAAGCAGAAACGACGUACCCGUUUCCACCCUGAACCCCAGAUCCUCAGUGGAACAAAGUUGUAUGGACAGUUUGGGUCCUCCAUUGCAUCUCUUGGGGAUUUGGACCAGGAUGGCUUCAAUGAUGUUGCUGUGGGGGCUCCAUUUGGAGGCAAGACUGGAAGUGGCUGUGUGUAUAUAUACAGGGGAGGGAAUUCUGGCCUGUCAGCCCAGCCCUCUCAGGUCCUGGAGCCCACCCUUCCCCCGAAUUCCAGGUUUGGCUUUGCUCUGAGAGGAGGAAUGGACAUCGAUGACAAUGGCUAUCCAGAUUUGCUUGUGGGUGCAUUUGAAGCAGACAAGGCAUACAUAUUCAGGGCCCAGCCAGUGGUUUUCCUCCACACUUCAAUCCACUUUACUCCAGAUACUCUGAACCCAGAUGUGAAAGGCUGUCAGCUUCCUGGGACAACCACCAAAGUCAGCUGUUUUAUUGUUAGUGUCUGUGUUCGAGCAUCUGAGCAAAGUCUGCCAAGAAUACUAAAUCUCUCUGCAGAACUCCAGUUGGAUCGUUUAAAGAGUCUAUUUUCUCGACGGACUUUCUUUCUUGAAUCAUCCCAGCCCAGUAAAAUACUCACCAUAAAGCUGCAAAGCAACAUGGAAUCCAUCUGUCAAAACAAGACUGCUUAUCUAAGGAGCGAGUCUGAGUUUAAGGACAAGUUAAGCUCUAUAGUUGUCAGUGUGAAUGUCAGCCUUGUGAGAAGUCAAUCCUCUGAUGUCCUAGAGCCCACUCUGCAAGGGAUCACGUUCCUCCAGGAACAGACUAACAUUCUUUUAGACUGUGGUGAGGACAAUGUUUGUAUUCCAGACCUUCACUUGAGUGUCCGUCCGCCUGAAGAUCCUCUACUUAUUGGGAUUGAUAACUCAAUGCAAGUCCAGUUUAAUGCCACAAAUUCUGGUGAAGGAGCUUACGAGGCAGAGCUAUUUGUCCAGCUGCCCCCAGGGGCCCACUAUGUGCAUGUCAAGGGAAAAUCUGAGGAGAAGAUUCUAUGCUCCCCCAAACUAGAGAAUAAGACAGAGACUGUGGUGUGUGAGCUUGGUAACCCUAUGAAAAACAAAGCUCUGAUCUGUGCAUACCUGCAGCUCAGCUUCAGUAACCUGGAGGAUUCUGGGAGCAACAUCACCUUUCAGAUGCAGAUUAGGAGCCGUAACAGUCUGAAUUCAAGCAGCUCAGUGAUUUAUGUACAGUUGGCUGUAGCAGUGAAGGCAUCACUGGACCUCCGUGGGAGCUCCCAGCCAGCUGAAGUUGUUCUUCCAAUACCCAACUGGGAACCAAAGGAUGAUACAAAAAAACCUCAGGAUUAUGGGAAGGAAGUGACACAUGUGUAUGAGAUACACAAUGCUGGGCCAAGUUCUGUUCAAGUUCUCCUGAUUGUACAAAGCCCUACGAUCUUCCAGGAUGACUUUUUUCUCUACCCUCUGCGCCUAGAAGCAGACAAUGAUAUGUUCUGUGGCAACGAAUCAGGACUCAAUCCAUGGGAGUUGGAGCUUCCAGUGGUUACCCCAGCUCCUGUAAACCACAGCAAGGCCGAUAACCGCCGUCUGGACAAAAGAGAAACAGGGGUUGCUGAUGAGUGGACAGAAGAGAACUUACAUAAUGGGAGCAAAACUGAAGAUGGGGCCUUAGAGAAGCCUCCAAUUCUACUGAAUUGCAGCAAAGCUUUGUGCUGGGAGGUGCAAUGUGUAAUUCCACGACUGGACAGAGAAAAAAGAGCAACUGUGAAGCUGCACUCCAUCUUGAUGAUCUCAAGCUUCCUGAAAAGACCACAGCAGCAAUUUACUUUGCUUUCCCAAGGCUCCUUCCAGGUGACAGGUGUCCCCUACAAGAUCAAGCCAACAAGCCUUCUUGAAGGAAUGGCACAUGCAGAAACUCAGGUGUUGUGGGUGAGUCCUGAUGGACAGAAACCAAUCCCUAUCUGGUGGCUCAUUGUGGGGAUCCUUGGGGGUGUUCUCCUUUUGAUUUUAUUUAUAUUCAUCAUGUGGAAGCUUGGAUUCUUCCAGAGGACACGUCCUCCCCUGGAUGACCAAGAAGAAUUAACCUCUCAACAGUAGGGAAUGAUCUCUGGCCCGCUUUAAUAUAAAUUAUGCUCUCCUGGUUCAGCAGAACAUAACUCCCCUAGCUGCCAACAGAACAUUGGGUCCCUCUGUCUCCAUGAAUGUCAGUGUCUUUUGUUACUGUAAUGAUCAAUAGCUAUGAAUUACUGUACUUUUUCCGGUACAGUGCUGUGUUCCUUUGUUCCUGUAGAUCUCAAUGUCCUUUUUUCCUGACAAAUUCAGUGCCCCCUCUUUUCCUCUGUAGUACCCAGUUCAUCUUGACGUAGUGCCCAGUUCCUCUUUGAUACUGUAGAUUACAAUGCCCUGCUCCUGUGAAGCAAUGUCCAGCAAGUGGUGGCACAGGGACGGUAUGCUGCCCCAUUCAAUACUCUAAAGCAGUGAGGGCCAACUUCCUAACACAUAUGGGCUGCAGAUCAAUAUUUCAGAAACCUUAAGGGUCACAUAUACAUUUAUGUCUAUUAAACAUAGAAAUAAACUAUUUGCUAAAAAUGUCCACAGUUGCAGGGUACCCUCUAUCUGCUGUUUUCCACUCCAGAUGGUUCCUUUUAGUUGUCACCUUUUUUACCCACCAGAAAUCCCCACUUUUUCUUGAGGCUACAAAACCUAUAAAAUUCAUUCUAAGUUCUGCUAUUUCCCAAGGGCCACUAAAAGUAGUGUAGAGGGUAGCAUGUAGCCCAUAGGCCGCCAGUUGGCUAUUCCUACUCUAAAGUAUGAAACAAGUAUUUCUUCAAGAAAACGAAUAUCUUCUGUAUUACCUCACAAACACGUGCAUUCCCCUUUCACCUUUUUCUGCUUGAUUUACCCACACCCAUAGCAUGUUAAGCACUUGUUCAUCCACUAUAACUUUUAGAAAGUAUACCUUUUAUAAACCCUGAAGCUACAUAAGCAGCCCUCUGAAUUAUACGGCUAAAAUUCAACCUCCUAACUAAUUUAAAUAUAAAUAAACACAGUGUAUUUAGAUUAUGUUGCUGCUCUUUGCCCUGAGAAAUUUGAUUCACCAACCCCAAUAUCCAAACAAUUUAGUUUUUUUCUCACAACUGGAGGCCAGAGGACAAGGUCAUGCGCUUCUCCGUUAGACAAACAGGGAUCAUCAAUUACAAAUAAAACAUUUGGAGGGAACAGGAGAGGGGCAGCACAUAAAACUACUAAUUUGCUGCCCACCUAAAUACUGAAUACUAGUUGCAUAGACCAAAUUGCACUCCUGUACAAAGAAAAUAAAACAUUUUAAAACACUU
Messenger RNA from Bombina bombina (fire-bellied toad), 4461 nucleotides. It is a transcript of the gene ITGA2B, whose product is annotated as integrin subunit alpha 2b. Gene Ontology annotation, biological process: cell adhesion mediated by integrin; cell-matrix adhesion; cell-cell adhesion. The record is from RefSeq and is a predicted model, not a curated record. The transcript has 31 exons. Gene Ontology annotation, cellular component: integrin complex; external side of plasma membrane. NCBI's taxonomy places the organism in Eukaryota, Metazoa, Chordata, Amphibia, Anura, Bombinatoridae. Gene Ontology annotation, molecular function: integrin binding. Bases 26 to 3223 code for a protein of 1065 amino acids.